Molecule: messenger RNA, 603 nt
Organism: Ostertagia ostertagi
Lineage: Eukaryota; Metazoa; Nematoda; Chromadorea; Rhabditida; Trichostrongylidae
Source: the annotation of a GenBank genome assembly
AUGCGACCCGGUUCCGAUUCGGGUAUUUUCACAAAAUCCGAAUUACAAUCCGCGGUUUUCCAGAAGUCUCGUGCGCUACCGAUCUCCGUGGAGCCAGAAGACGACGCCUUGAAGCAGAACAGGUUGCCAUUAUCCGAGGAGCUCAGCCCUCUGGUGGAACCCCACCAUCCGUUGGUGGGAUCUCAGCUUCCUCGAGCUUCUCCGAGACCUCGUACAAGGCUUCCGAUAAUAACCUCAGAAAGUUCUCGCCACAACGAGUCCUCGACUCGUUUCGAGAAGUGCGCUAUUAGUGUAUCAAUGCCAGAGAAUAGUGAAGUCGGCACGUUGGUCACCACUCUGAAGGUGCUGAACAGGAAGAAGUGGACAUUGAUUGAUAUGGUGGAUCCUGAUGGGACCUUUGAGAUUCGACAAAAAACUGGCGAAGUGGUUAUUCGCGAUAACCGGAUCAUGGAUCGAGAAUUAUUCACCAACCUCGAACUCGUUGCUGAAAUUCAUGGUUCAUCUCAUCUGACAAAAUGCGCUCGAGUUCGCGUCAAUGUGGAAUUACUCGACCAAAACGACAAUCGUCCUACCUUCGAGAAGGAGAAGUAUGUGAAUUUCUAA